Messenger RNA from Debaryomyces hansenii CBS767, 4095 nucleotides. RefSeq names its product chromatin-remodeling ATPase. Lineage: Eukaryota; Fungi; Ascomycota; Pichiomycetes; Serinales; Debaryomycetaceae. Gene Ontology annotation, cellular component: nucleus; Ino80 complex. Gene Ontology annotation, molecular function: histone binding; ATP hydrolysis activity; DNA binding. Gene Ontology annotation, biological process: DNA-templated transcription; chromatin remodeling; DNA repair. The record is from RefSeq and is a predicted model, not a curated record. The transcript has a single exon. Bases 1 to 4095 code for a protein of 1364 amino acids.
AUGAAUAUUUCUUCUAUGCUAUCAAACGAUAGUAAUACUGCUUCCCAGGACGUUGGCGGGAACUUUGAUGAUAGUCAAAGGAAUAAUGAUAAAGGAGGUAGUCAAGACGCAAAUAGCAAAAAAAUGGGCACUGGCGAAGCAGAAGACCAUGCUAAUGGAAAUGCUAGUGUUGAGGGAAAUGGUAUUGCAAAUCAUGGAUCGGCCACAAAUGGCAAUACUAAAGGUACUGAUGAUUCGUCUAAUGUUAAUAUUGUUGAAUCUAUUAUACCGAAACCAAUCAGGCCAACGCGUUCGAGUAUAGAAUCGGACGAAGAAGAUGUUGGCAAGAACUACAAUAGCAUAAUUUCCAAUGACCUGGAACAUAUAUCCCAAAGGUAUUUGGAGAAUUUUGAAGACAAGGUAAAUGCGAUUAAUAAGAUAGAUCAAGUAUUAAUAAAGGGCAAUAAUAUGAGAGUGUUAAAUCAAGAAGAAGAAAACUUGAAUAUUCUUAUCAGGAACUCAGGCGAAAUCGCUGAAAAUUAUAUUGACAGAGUAGUUACCGAGGAUAUUUCGUCAAAGGCGAAUAUCUUGAAUGGCAAGGAUUCGGUGGGUAAAGAAUUCAAAUGGGGUUCUACCAGAGAUAUGAAAAAGCGUGAACUAGAGUUAGAAGUAGAUAAUGCCAGUAAAGCCGAUACGGCAGCUAAGAAAGGAGGAAACAAAUCGAAACAAGGCGCAACAAAGUCGACUCCUGCUAAAAAAGCAAAGGCCAAGCCAAAGAGAAAACCACUGGCAACUGAUGACACUUCAGAGGAAAGCCAACUUGGCAAGAAAAGAAAAACUCGCGCAGGUUCAGUUUCUGGAGCUUCUCAAAACGAUGAAAAACUGGCUAAUGGUAAAGUUAAAUUAAAAUUAACUUUGAAAGAUCAAGCAGAGGAAGAUUCGGCUAGUGCAGAUGCAGCAUCAAAAGUAACAACUAAAGAACAGAAGAUUAUUACCAAGCAGUAUGAUAAUACAUUUGUUUCCAUUUGGAAAGAUUUAUCUAGAAAGGAUGGUCCUAAGGUAAGUAGGUUGAUGCAACAAUCAACUCAAGCUAAAAUGAUUAAUCUUAAAAAGACUUCUAUUUUGGCAGCCAGAGAAGCUAAGAGAUGGCAAUUAAAGAAUAAUAGAAAUCAAAAGGAUUUAACUACGAAAGCCAGACGUGCAAUGAGAGAAAUGUUCAAUUUCUGGAAGAGAAACGAAAGAAUAGAGAGAGAAUUGCGCAAGAAGCAUGAAAAAGAAAUACUUGAUAAGGCUAAGAAGGAAGAAGAAGAAAGGGAAUCGAAGAGACAAUCGAGGAAAUUAAAUUUCCUUAUUACUCAAACAGAGUUAUACUCACAUUUUAUUGGUAAGAAAAUUAAGACCGAUGAGUUCGAAGGAACUGAUUCUGAUCCAAAUGCUAACUUUAAAUCUGCUAAUCAUCAUUAUGAUAAGUAUUCAAAUAUAGAUGGAGAAGGUAAAGAUUUCAAUUCAAUUGAUUUUGACAAUGAGGAUGAAGAAUCUUUGAACAAGGCUGCUGCUGUUAACGCGCAGAUUGCAUUGGAGGCAGCCAAAACGAAAGCGCAAGCUUUUGAUAACGAUCCUCUUAAAAAUCCAGAUACUAAUGGUGAGGAAAUGAAUUUCCAAAAUCCUACUUUAUUAGGAGAUAUAAAUAUUUCCCAACCCGAUUUAUUGAAAUGUACUUUAAAAGAAUACCAAGUAAAAGGGUUGAAUUGGUUGGCAAAUUUAUACGAGCAAGGUAUCAAUGGUAUUUUGGCAGAUGAAAUGGGUUUAGGUAAGACUGUUCAAAGUAUCUCUGUUUUGGCCUAUUUAGCGGAAACUCAUAAUAUAUGGGGACCUUUUUUGGUCGUUACUCCAGCAUCAACUUUGCAUAAUUGGCAACAAGAGAUUAGUAGGUUUGUCCCUGAGUUUAAAGUGAUUCCAUAUUGGGGAAAUGCCAAAGAUCGUAAGGUGUUAAGAAAAUUCUGGGAUCGUAAGAAUUUCAGGUAUGGAAAGGACGCCCCAUUUCAUGUUUUAGUAACGUCUUAUCAAUUAGUUGUUGCGGAUGCUGCAUAUUUUCAAAAGAUGAAAUGGCAAUACAUGAUUUUAGACGAGGCACAAGCUAUUAAGUCAUCGCAGUCCUCGAGAUGGAAAUCAUUACUUUCCUUUUCAUGCCGUAAUAGGUUGUUGUUAACGGGUACUCCAAUUCAGAAUUCUAUGCAAGAAUUAUGGGCAUUAUUACAUUUUAUCAUGCCAUCAUUAUUUGACUCUCACGAUGAAUUCAGUGACUGGUUUUCAAAGGAUAUUGAAAGUCAUGCGCAGUCGAAUACAGAAUUGAAUGAGCAGCAAUUACGGAGAUUACAUGUCAUCUUGAAACCGUUUAUGUUGAGGCGUAUAAAGAAGAAUGUCCAAAGUGAAUUAGGAGACAAACUUGAAAUUGAUGUGUUCUGUGACUUGACUCAUAGACAGAAGAAGUAUUAUCAAAUGUUAACAUCUCAAAUUUCAAUUAUGGAUUUAUUAGAUUCUGCAAAUAAUAGCAGUGACGACAGUGCACAGUCGUUGAUGAAUUUAGUCAUGCAAUUUAGAAAAGUUUGCAAUCAUCCAGAUUUAUUCGAGAGAGCAGAUGUCAAAUCCAGUUUUGCUUUCGGUAGGUUUGCUGAAACGAGUUCGUUUUUGAGAGAAACAAAUGAAUUAGAAAUGUCUUAUAGUACAGAAAAUCUAAUCAAGUAUAAUAUGCCAAGGAUAGUUUAUGAAGAGAUUUUGCAACCAACCUUUGAUAAUGAUGUUGGAUCUCGUAAGAAGAUCAAUAAUAUGUUCAAUAUAUACCACCCAUCAAACAUUGCUAAUGAUGAAUUGGAAAACUUCAGUUGGUUACGAUUCGUUGAUCAAUCGCCACAAGAGAUGAAUAAUUUAUCGAAACAAAAUAUAAUUGAAAGAGCUAUUAACAAUAGAGAAUAUUCAGACAUAAACUAUGAGAGGAUUAACAGAUUGAAAUACACAUAUGAUGAAGAUAAUGAAAGCUUCCUUCCUAAUUCCAAAUUAUUAUUGAUAAAUGAGUUGCAAAACAAUCAUGCUUUGAUAAGCAACUCUACUUAUUUGAAAGAAUUAUAUUCAAUUAAAAAGAAAGUAUAUGAGGAUAUGGUUAUUAACAACAUGAAGCCAGCAGCAGAGCCUUUAGUAAAAGCCCCUCCAGUUGCUGUUGUUUGUGAUAAUAUAUCCUUUGUGCAUGAUCUUCAAGAUUCCUUAUUUGAUCCUAAAAUUAGGUCAAGCUUAAUGCCGUUACCGUUCAAUAGAGAAUUAGAGUUGCUUAAGAGUAGCAUUCCAAUCACUGAAUAUCCAAAAUCAAAUAUGCUUCCGAAUGCAAUCAAUAAGUUCAUUGACUACUCUAAUAUAAGAAUGCCAUCCAUGAAUAGGUUUAUUACAGAGUCAGGUAAAUUAUCAAAGUUGGAUGAACUACUCGUUGAUUUAAGACAGAAUGAUCAUAGAGUUUUAAUUUACUUCCAAAUGACUAAAAUGAUGGAUUUAAUGGAAGAAUAUUUAACAUAUAGACAACACAAGUAUAUUAGAUUGGAUGGUUCAUCCAAGUUGGAUGAUCGUCGUGAUCUUGUGCAUGAUUGGCAAACAAAACCGGAAAUUUUCGUGUUCUUAUUAUCAACCAGAGCUGGUGGAUUAGGUAUUAACUUAACUGCGGCUGACACUGUUAUCUUUUAUGAUUCAGACUGGAAUCCGACAAUAGAUUCUCAGGCUAUGGAUCGUGCUCAUAGAUUAGGUCAGACACGUCAAGUUACGGUUUAUAGAUUAUUGACAAGAGGUACAAUUGAAGAAAGAAUGAGGGAUAGAGCUAAACAAAAAGAACAAGUUCAGCAAGUUGUUAUGGAAGGAAAAUCAGCAAUAGCAAAUAAGGAAGAAUCUGGUAAUAAGAAGAAGGAUGUAGCGUUCUUAUUAUUAGGCAACGAUGAUUCGUCUGCAGCUGCUUUGAACGAUGACAGCGAAGAGAAACAAAACUUACAGGAUUCUAAGAAAUCGCAAGCUAAGAAUCUUGAAGAUAUGUAUCAUGAAGGAGAAGGUGAAUUUUCUGGUAAUGUUACACCAUCUCUUUAA